AUGUUGCCUGCGCUCUCGAGGAACGAUCUCCGGGACAGCUCCUGGCGCGGCUACGGUCCAAGCGGGUUCUCGCACCCAAGCCACGCUCCAGCAAAUGACAACGCACCUGAACAACAGGAGCCAAAGGGGCCAUUCGACAAUCCGCUACCGGCCCCGUGGCGCGCACGAUUCACCCUGGUGCGGCGGCCGGCGGAGGGCGAAACAAAUAAAUUGAACACAAACAACGGUCCGGAAUUUCACUUCACCACCACGAAACCUACAGCGUCGGCGCAGCAUCAACUUGACAGAGAUCAUCGCGACGGAACAUCAAACAGCGGUUCGCGCGUCUCCCCAGCGGACAAAAUCACCCAAGAAAUCGAGUACUUCGUGCCCGUCUCCGAUAUCCCCCACGUGGGCAGUGUGCGGCUGGUUGCUAGCCGGUUGAAAGAACUGCAGGCGGAACGGAAUCGCCAAGGCGCGCAGCACGGGCAGUACCUGAUCACCUCACUGAAGCGGCCGGCGGGGCCUCCGCGCUUCGAAAUCGGCUGUCACGCGUGGACGCGGGACGCGGACGGAAACUCCUGGCGGGUGCGCAUCGUGGACAUUGAUCCGGUGUUCGGCCGCUACGACUGCAUCGUCCUAGACUCUUCGCGGACCAGGCUACUGCUGUUUGAAGCCGAGCUGAACUGCAGAAAAAAAGUUUCGGCAACGACCCAGUUCCUGGAGUCAAGCUUCGGAGUAGCACAGGACGCGCUUGGAAUCCUGUCUUGGACUGCAGCAUUACUGCAAGACCUGCCUCGGAAGUGGGCGCACGAUUACGUGGGUAGUAGCGCGUGAAGGGAAAAAAAAACUAAAAUGACUACGUUUCGUUUUCCAAAACACAGAAAAUCUUCCAUCGAUCGGCAUGAUUUGAUCGAUCGCCGCGAACUAGUUGGCUGCUAUGUGCCCUCUCUGCGCAUGUAUUCAUGCAGCGUGUUGUGAAGGAGCAACGCCUUUUUAAACAAGAGCCAGAUCUUCGCUUUUGUUCUCACCUUUACAGAUGCAAGAUAUAAGAAAUACUGUCUAUGAGCCUUAACCGAGAUCGAACUUUCACUUCUCUUUCGACAUACUAUCGAGUUCGACGAUACGACGCGUGUACGAUAGAGGACACGGGCUGAUAAGUAAACAUCUGGUUCAUAAACUUGUUAAUACGCAACUCUAUAACUAAGAGAGUCGAUCAGAAUUAAGUAACUAAACAUGAAACUAGACCACUAACUAGUAGUAUCGCUAUUGAAGAUGCUUACCACUUCAUCCUUACACAGAUACUGACAUGAAUCUUCCUG
Molecule: messenger RNA, 1301 nt
Organism: Amoebophrya sp. A120
Lineage: Eukaryota; Dinophyceae; Syndiniales; Amoebophryaceae
Source: the annotation of a GenBank genome assembly